This is a messenger RNA of Closterium sp. Yama58-4, 1425 nucleotides long. Lineage: Eukaryota; Viridiplantae; Streptophyta; Zygnematophyceae; Desmidiales; Closteriaceae. The record is from the annotation of a GenBank genome assembly.
AUGCAAAAGUACAUGUACCCGUUAAAGACCGACUCGGUACCCUUUUGGGCUGUUCCUGUGUACGCGCUUGGGUUUCCAUUGCUGGCGAUUGUCGUGUCAUUCAUCCUGCGCCGCGACUUCGUGGACUUCCACAGCUCACUCCUCGGUUUCGUCUUCUCGUCUGCGACCACCUUCCUGCUCACCAACGCGAUCAAGGUCUCCAUCGGCCGGCCCCGACCACACUUCUUCAUCGUCUGCUUCCCUUCGGGCGUUCCUGUGUACGGCAGUGAUGGCAAUGCACAGUGCAACGGCACCUAUUCCAAGGUCAUGGAGUCCAGACUCAGCUUCCCCAGUGGCCACACCUCCAUGUCCUUCGCAGGGUUGACCUAUGCCGCUCUCUUCCUGGCAGCAAAGCUGCAGACCUUCAGCGCAGGAGGGAGGGGACGGCUGUGGCUGCUGGCACCGUCAGCCUGCUGCCUGGCGGGUGCUACCUCUGUGGCCAUCACUCGAGUGGACGACUACUGGCACUUUCCCUUCGACGUGUUCAUUGGAGGGCUGCUAGGUAUGGUGGUUGCAGCAAUCUGCUACUUCCUGCACUACCCUGCAUUGUCCAACCAGAACUGUGAUAUUCCGCUGCUGUCUCUCGGCCCAGAUGCGGAAACUUUCGCUGGAGCGAUCGCCUUUAAUUUCAUCGAGCCGUUUCCUAGAUUCGUAGAUUCCGAGGAUAUGGAAGUGUUGAUGUACCCGUUACUGGACAACACCAUCCCGUCAUGGGCUGUCCCGGUGAUCGCUCUGGGUCCGCCUGCCAUUGCGUUCCUCGUUCACUACUCCAUCCGGAGGGAUUUGGUGGACAUCCACCACUCCGUGCUAGGCCUGCUCUUCGCCUUCUUCUCCACCAUUCUCAUCACCGAUGCUCUCAAGGUCUCCGUCGGCCGCCCCCGCCCCGACUUCUUCAUCAGAUGCUUCCCCUCGGGGGUCCCUGUGUACAGCAGCAGUGGCAACGCGUUGUGUAACGGCAUCCCGUCCGUUGUGAGCGAAGGAAGAAAGAGCUUCCCGAGCGGACAUGCAUCGGUGUCCUUUUCAGGCCUGGCGUAUCUCUCUUUCUUUCUAGCAGCCAAGCUCCAUUCCCUCUCCUCCUCCGCCACUCACCUCUGGCGCCUGCUGCCCCCUGCGCUGCCGCUGGUGGGAGGAAUGGCUGUCGGAAUCACACGAAUCGAUGACUACUGGCACUUCCCCUUUGAUGUUUUUGUGGGCAGCCUCAUCGGCAUCUCAUUUGCUGCAAUUUGCUACUUCAUGCACUACCCAUCUCUGCGCCAUGACUACUGUCAUCUCCCGCGGGAUGAGGUCAGGUCUGAGGUGUCUAGGAGAGCUGUUUUGGAUGACAACAUUGACUCGUCAUCACUCGAUGUGCCCGCCAACGGUGAUGAUGGGUCGUCGCAGGUCUGA